Aspergillus eucalypticola CBS 122712 is the source of this 167-nucleotide messenger RNA. RefSeq lists its product as uncharacterized. The record is from RefSeq and is a predicted model, not a curated record. The annotation marks the transcript as partial. The transcript has a single exon. NCBI's taxonomy places the organism in Eukaryota, Fungi, Ascomycota, Eurotiomycetes, Eurotiales, Aspergillaceae.
CCAUGCGUCAAUUGAAAUGCGACCUCCCGCAACAGAAUAUCCGUAGAAGGAGACCGGCAGCAAGGGGGCGGUCGCCAAAACGCGCGUUCAACGCCAAUAUAUCUCAACGGUGCAGCAACGAGGGAGGGAAAAAAAAAUCGCUCAGGGCUGAUCAAAAUGAUAGAUAG